GGCGCACUACCGAGGGGUCUUGCCAAGGAAAGAAGAGGGAGGGGAUAUAUUAAUGGCCGUCAGUAGCACUACCAAAUGCGAAAAGUCCGGAUUAUCCACUAUAUUUAGACAAUACUAGCUACGGGUGCGUUUUGCCCGCUUUUCUUUGGUAACGAACAUUGCUCUUGGGGGUUGGAGAUGUGUUUCUAGUGUUGUUUCUACUGCGGUAAACGGACUUUACCCGCUUGAUUCGUGCGCGAGUGGGAGAUCAGGCCCAACCGGCUGGCUAAAACACAAGCGGACGUUUAGCUAGUCGCCGGAGUUGAAAGGGAAUAUGUAACAUAAAGCAACCGACAUGACAUCCAGAUUUGGUAAAACAUACAACCGCAAGGGAGGGGAGGCCAAUUCGAAAUUUGAUGAGGUCUUCAACAAUAAAAAGCCAACACUGACCACCAAAUGGGGGGAGACCACUUACAAGGCUCAGUUGGGGGGCAAGAGGCCUAUUUUAAAACCUGAAGUUUCUGAGCUUUCCAAGAGGCCCAGGCUUGAGGACAGUGACAGCGACAGUGAUGGAGACCCAUUUGGGUUUGACAGCGAUGAUGAGUCCAAGACUGUAACCUCUCACGUGUCCCAGUCGAAAGUCAAUGAAGGGGCUGUUACAAAGUCGACCGCAGUGCAGGGAGGUGGGACAGCCACUGCUGUUACUUCCGCACAGGGCUCUGCAAGCUCAACAGCCACGUUCACAACCAAGCAAACAUCUGAAGAGAGGGUUGUUAAAAAUAACCAGACCUGGUACAAAAGUACAUCAGAUAGCAACCAGAAACCUGCAUGCAAGGCCCCUUUGUCAGACACAGUCUCUUCUAAUGAUCAGAAUCUCUCAGCGCCCAAGAGACCUAUCUCCUCUCCAAAUAUAUUCACCUCCCUUAAACUUUUCACUGAUGCACCAGGUGGUAGCAGAGACUUCCAAACCUCUUCCUGUUAUGAUGAACUGCCUUUAGAAGAAAUGAAAGGUGCUGAGCUGGAGCCUGCCUCAGAGCCUCCACCAGAACCAGUGGACAACAUCCCCCCUUCCCCAUUUACCCUAAGAGCCUCAAACUGCAAGAAAUACCAGCGACCCACCAGGCAAAGCAAAGCAUCCUCUGAACCGGUGGAAAACAACAGCAACAAGCCCACUGAAGCAGCGAGUGCCCAAGAUAAACCCAACAGUGUCCUUUCUGCUAGCGCAAGUAGUACGGCUGCCAAUGCUAAAACGGCAGCCAAGCCCGUAGGCAGGGGCGGCGGGAGGGUACGGGACUACACGGUUCUGCACCCUUCCUGUCUGUCGGUGUGCAAUGUAACCAUCCAGGACUCAAUUGAGCGAGGCAUUGAUGAACUGGUCACGCCAGCUGUCCCUGCUGACCUUGGAGAUGCAGGCCAGAUGAAGAAGAAGUCAGACGCUCCUCCCCCCAAACCUACCAGUCUCGCCAUCAACAAUCUGGUUUAUCCAACAGAUGCUUUUGACUUCUCUGAUGACUCCAGUCCUGGUUUCGCUGAGGGGCAGAAAGGACGCUCAGGGAAGCCAGGUGACAAAUCCAAGGACAUUGGCAGUGGACUCAAAAAGAUCUUCAGUGGACCCAAAAAGUCCCCUGCUAAAGCUGUGUACAACGCUCGCCACUGGAAUCAACCGGAGCCUGAAGAGAUCCCUCUGCCUCCACUUUCUCGAUCGCAAACUGCUCCGGCUGUUUUAUCGUGCAGCAGCAAGGACAGCAACUCCCAUAAAGAUGAUGGCUUGUUCAAAGCCCCUCCACCGCCGCCCAAAGUCAUUAAGUCAGAGACUCUCCCCACGCGACUCAACCAGGAUAUUGUCACUGCGCUCAAAUGCAGGAAGGAGCACAAGGAGCUGUACACGGUGGUGCAGCAUGUGAAGCACUUCAAUGACGUGGUGGAGUUUGGAGAGAAUCAAGAGUUCACAGAUGAUUUUGAGUACCUGGAGACAGGGCUGAAGAGCAGUCAGCCACUCAACACAAGAUGCCUUAGUAUAAUCAGCCUGGCCACACGGUGUGCCAUGCCUGGUUUCAGGAUGCACCUGCGGGCCAGAGGGAAAGUGGCACAGGUCUUCAAAAUGCUCAGUGAUGCUCCACAACACCCGAACCUUGGUCUGUGCACGGCUUCUCUGAUGUACAUUCUGAGUCGGGAUCGUCUUAACAUGGAUCUGGACAGGGCCUGUCUGGAGCUUAUGAUCAAGCUGCUAGAACUGGACCAGGACUACUCGGCUCACCAGGAUCAGCUCACCGCAAAGGAGGUGGAAAAAGUCAAGGAGAAGAUCAGGAAGCUGUGCGAGACCGUGCACAACAAGCACCUUGACUUGGAAAACAUCACGACGGGCCACCUUGCCAUGGAGACAUUGCUUUCUCUAACCUCCAAGAGAGCCGGGGAUUGGUUCAAAGAAGAACUGCGACUACUGGGCGGUUUGGACCAUAUUGUAGACAAAGUUAAAGAGUGUGUGCAGAACCUGAGCCAAGAGGAUGACAAGGAGAACCUUGUAGCGUCUUUAUGGGGGGCUGAGAGGUGUCUGAGAGUACUUGAAAGUGUGACAGUGCAGAACCCAGAAAACCAGGGUUACUUGAUUGCCUACAAAGACUCACAACUCAUUGUCUCCUCUGCCAGAGCUUUGCGGUACUGUGAGGAUAUGAUUCAGCGAUACAGCAGGGCGUUAAACAACAGCUCUCUGUCAUUGUCGGGUGCAGCGCUGCCCCACUGCAGCUUCAGUAACGUGGGCAAGGCUGUGGAGGACUGCAUGAGGGCCAUCAUAGGAGUGCUGCUCAACCUUACUCACGACAAUGAGUGGGGAAGCACUAAGACAGGUGAGCAGGAACAGCUGACCGUAACUGCUCUGAAUUGCGUUCUUCGAGUUCCACGCUACAUCCCCCAUGAGCAGCGCUUUGACGUGCGAGUACUGGGUCUGGGUCUACUAAUUAACCUUGUGGAGUAUAGCUCCAGAAACCGCCACUGUCUGGUGGACAUGGAGUACACUGUCGACGACACCUGUCUGGAAGACAGCCUGAUGCAGCCUGCUGACCAAACCCAAUCUGACACAGCGGCAGCGUCGGCACCGCCAAGCACAGCUGAGACUCAGGGAGACGGAGCUGUCAGACCCAAGGCCUCUGGUGCUUUGGCUGCCCUGGUGCAGCUCUUCCUGGAGAGGGAGCGCGCCGCCAUCCUGGCUGAGGCUAAGACUGACGACCUCAUCAGUGAGGCGCCCAAGCCGGCACUGGACCAAAGCGGAGAGUGGCAGGAGACAUCGGGAGAGAUCCAGUGGGUGGCAGCCGAAACCAACGACAGCCAAACUGAAAAGAAAGAGGAGGAGAAGAAAGAGGAGGAGGAUGAAGAGUUGGAUCUAAAUAAAGCUCUGCAGCAUGCAGGCAAGCAUAUGGAGGACAGUAUUGUUGCCUCGUACACCGCUCUGCUGCUGGGCUGCCUCUGUCAGGGAAGCCAGACAAAUGCAACUACUGUAAGAGAGCAUCUCCCUAAAGGGGAUUUCUCCAUCAUGACAGAAAUGCUGAAGAAGUUCUUGAGUUUCAUGAACCUCACUUGUGCGAUGGGCACCACAGGACAGAAGUCCAUCUCACGGGUCAUUGACUACCUGGAGCACUGUUAACAGACAGCCAGACGGGGAACUCUCAGUCUGCACGUUUAAAAGGAUCCCAGAAUAUACUGGUGCCCCCUACCCAACAGGAGCCACACAAGGUCAUUGGAGACUCGGCAGCAUUGCUUUGACUUCAUCAGAUCACCUAAUGCUGUGAUCACUCUGAAUUGUUACAGAUAACCCCCCUCCCCUCUGGAGCACAGCCUGAACCAAAGCCCUGCUAGCUGACAGACAUGCAGAUUUCUUCCGUUCCACUCAACUAACUCCACAUUCAAAGUCAGAAGAUUCAUCCUCGGGUUACUGGGAAUCAGCCAGGGGCUAGGCUAAAGUUUAAAAACACUCUGUGGAAUGUCAGACUUGAAGACGGACUCAAAGAAGACCUCUUCUUAAAACGUCUCAAAAGGUUUGACAGUCACAGGCCACUGAGGUGGAGUCUCCUGUCCCACUGCCUGCUCUCGAUUCCUGGUAGCUUAGCUGGAGUGUGAACUUCUGAAUCAAAUUUUAUGGAUCAUUGCAUUUUAAUCUUUACUCAUCCACAUCAAAUCAAUGGGUGAAAUCCUUGAUUAGCAUGAAAAAGCAUCAGUUUCAUGGAUGUUAGAAUGAUGUCUCUACGUGUAAACUCGUGUGGAAUGAUUUUGUAUGCAUACUUUCAUUUACCUAAAUUGUUUUAGUUGGUUUGAAUGUUUAAGGGAAGGAGAGUUUUUAUUUUAUUUUAAUCUUUGAUUUUUAUGGUCUCAUUCUGCAAUCUGUGAACUGUGCGAGUUCAUAGGCGUUUUCUUAUGUUUUUAGAUUUUUCUUUUUUCCUUGAGGGCAUUUUUUUCCCCACACUAAUUGAAUGAAAUACUUUGAAAGGAAAUCAGGACUGUGUGACAUACCGACUUUGAUAGCCUGUCCUUGGUUUGACUUAUAAUGGCACUUGGAAAUGACACGCUAUUGUGAAUUCUUGAUUUCCUUCUCACCCAUUAUCAUUUUGGUCAUAUUUUAUACUUUAUACUUUUUAGCUUAUUUAAAGUCCAAUUAAUUCAAGAGUAUGUAAUUACAGUAUGCAUUGAAACUCACAGGUAUAACAGAUGUGAUGAAUUACUCAUAAAAUUGAUGGUUGUGCUUCCUUUUUGAAUUUGUAAUGAAGUUAAUUUUUUUUUUUAAAUCUAUUUAAUUUAAUGCUUUCUCCUUCUUUGUAAAUGCCUAGUGAGAUGCCAUUUGUGUCUCAAGUUCCACACCAAGAUUCAUUAAAAUGUAUCCCAUGUGACACAGCUCAGUGGUUGGACAUGAUUACAUGUAUGUUACAGAAUUUGCUUAAUUAUGGUUUUGGCUUGAACGUGCAAAAUUUCAACAAAUCUUGCAUUUAAUAAAAUAGGAAGUGCUUUUUAUUCUCAUGUUAAUUGGCAUGGGGGGUUUCCUGAUGGUUUCUGUAUGUCCAGCCACUUGUAGCUUCAUGUUUUUACUCUCAUUGUGUCAUGAUGUCUGCGUUAGACAACCUUCAUUAAGCUCCCAUUAAUUUAUUCUUUUAUGGUGUCAUUUUACCUGUAAUGAUGAUGCACAUGAUCCUUCAAAACUCUUGUCUUGUACUGCUCACAUGUACUUAUCACUGAUUUGAAUGACAGCCAUACCUGUAUAAGCAGAUUAGUUUUAUCUGGUUUGUAGGGCUGCAGUUAACAUGGUUGAAACUAUGUUUACUGUUAAUUACUUUGCAAAACUCUGGUUUGAAUGGAAUUUUAGAAUGUAAAUACUCCUGUAUAUAGUGGUUAAUGGACAUUUAAAAAUGAGUAGACUACUUUUUUCCCUGAAGCUGAUAUUUUUAUUUUAUACAAUAUUUCUGAGUUGUCAUUUGAAAAAACAAAAAUUGCAGGAAGAGGAAAAAAAAUAUUUGUACCCGUUUCAAGGACAUUGUCUUUGGUUACAUGUAAAAAGUUGUAUCUCAAAAAGAAAAAAAAAACAGUUGCUACUUUCAGUACACCCCCCUAUGUGUUUUCUUCCUUGAACUGUUUGAACAACCGGAAUCCUUU
Perca fluviatilis (European perch) is the source of this 5610-nucleotide messenger RNA. It is a transcript of the gene wapla, whose product is annotated as WAPL cohesin release factor a. The coding region runs from base 335 to 3616 and encodes 1093 amino acids. The record is from RefSeq and is a predicted model, not a curated record. Gene Ontology annotation, biological process: regulation of chromosome condensation. NCBI's taxonomy places the organism in Eukaryota, Metazoa, Chordata, Actinopteri, Perciformes, Percidae. The transcript is spliced from 19 exons.